AUGCCACCACAGUCCCGCUGGCGCCGCCCAGCCCAGCACUUCCCCCUAUUCCCCCAUCUCGCCAUCGUCCCGGCCCUCCUCGCCGCCGCCACCGCCGUCGCCCUCUUCAUCCACUCCGACGUCAAUGCCGCGCUGCUCUGGUCGCAGUGCCACUCGCACGCGCUCCUCCCGGCCCUCAGUCGCGUCCCCCUCCUCGGCACGCCGGCCUGCUUCCUCGUCAGCUUCCUCCACGCGGCCCUCGACUCCACCCGCAGCAGGGCCGUCAUGUCCGUCGUCCUGUCCUACGUCGGCGCUCUCUUGACCGUCGCGACAGUCGAGUCGGCCCGCAGGGUGAACGCCAAGAACGCCGUCGUCUCCAGACCAACCCUUCCGUGGCUCGUCUUCAACCUCCUUGGCGGCGCGCUGCUCUGGCAGCUCGUGUACGCGCCGGCCUUUAUCCUCGGCGCCAAGGCGUGGCCGUUGCCCGCGGUCGACGACCACGGUGACGGUGACGGUGACGGCGAGCGGCCCGACGCCUCGGAGGCCGGCAAGGGGCGGCAGGUCAAGCUCGUGGAGACGGUUGCUAUUCCCGUCGCCGUCGCGCUGGGCUACUACGUCCCGUCGACGCUGAUGCUGUCGCUGAACGACCCCGCCGCCAUCGGGGCCUGGCUGCUCUUCCCGGCGUACGUCUCGCUCAUCAGGCAGCUCGUGCGCCGCGGGCUCAGCGGGCUGCGUCGGUUCCGGGACGGGCCCACGGUCCACAUGGAAGCGAGCGCCGGCGCCUGCGUCGCCGUGUACGCGCUGCCCGUCGCGUGCUCGCUGCUCGCGCACGGCUUCGUCGUCGGCAACUUGGCGCGGCCCGACGACCGCCAGGAGGUGACCCGCUCGACGGUCGGGCUCAUCGAGAUUGAUAGCCAGUUCGUCGGGCUGACGAUGCUGUAUUGGGUGUUUACCGAGGUUGGUUGGAGGGCGCCUCUUGCCAUGGUGCUUUCGUCCCUCGUGCUGGGCCCCGGCGCCGGCACCGCCCUGGGGUGGCUGUAUCGCGAGAAACUGAUUACUUCUGACCUUGCGACGCGGCUCCUGGAGCAGGUCGACGACGGGGAGCGCGGGGAUGGAGGCGAGCAGACGCCGCUGAUUCGGUGA
Metarhizium album ARSEF 1941 is the source of this 1122-nucleotide messenger RNA. RefSeq lists its product as uncharacterized. The record is from RefSeq and is a predicted model, not a curated record. Bases 1 to 1122 code for a protein of 373 amino acids. NCBI's taxonomy places the organism in Eukaryota, Fungi, Ascomycota, Sordariomycetes, Hypocreales, Clavicipitaceae. The transcript has a single exon.